Phyllostomus hastatus (greater spear-nosed bat) is the source of this 4735-nucleotide messenger RNA. RefSeq names its product stum, mechanosensory transduction mediator homolog (gene STUM). NCBI's taxonomy places the organism in Eukaryota, Metazoa, Chordata, Mammalia, Chiroptera, Phyllostomidae. The transcript is spliced from 4 exons. Bases 217 to 636 code for a protein of 139 amino acids. The record is from RefSeq and is a predicted model, not a curated record.
GCGCAGCGGAGCGCGCGGCAGAGGGCCAGGCGCGUGGGGACGCGGGAGUGCGGGUUCCCUGCCAGCUGCGGGCACCCGAAGCACGCUGGCCGCCUGAGCUCGGCGCGGAGCCCGGAGCCCGGAGCCCGGAGCCCGGCGCCGGCCGUCCCCCGCCCCCUGUGCGCUGGGCAGCAGCCCCGGCUGCGGCAGCCCGGCUCCCGGGGAGCGCGCCCCGCCAUGGAGUCUUCGCACAAAGACGCCGAGACGGCGGCGGCGGCGGCGGCGGCGGCGGACCCCCGGGGGGCGUCCUCGUCCAGCGGGGUGGUGGUGCAGGUCCGCGAGAAGAAGGGCCCCCUGCGCGCCGCCAUCCCCUAUAUGCCCUUCCCGGUGGCCGUCAUCUGCCUCUUCCUCAACACUUUCGUGCCGGGACUGGGGACGUUCGUCUCGGCCUUUACCGUGCUGUGCGGAGCCCGCACCGACCUCCCGGACAGGCACGUGUGCUGCGUCUUCUGGCUGAACAUCGCGGCGGCCCUCAUCCAGAUCCUCACGGCCAUCGUCAUGGUGGGCUGGAUCAUGAGCAUCUUCUGGGGCAUGGACAUGGUCAUCCUUGCCAUUUCCCAAGGCUACAAGGAGCAGGGCAUCCCACAGCAGCUGUGAGCCCGGCCAGCCGCCAGGAGACCAGGCCGCCCCGCGAGGGCCCCGUCCGGCAGCGGCGGGCACAAGGACCUUGCGUGUUGUCUUCUGCUGUUCCCUGGGCUUGGAGUGGACAGGGAGGGAUUUGAAGAUACACUUUACUCUGGAAAUGCACCUGCUUUUCUCAGCAGGCUCUGAGGGCUGCCAGCCCCUCCCUGCUGCAUCCGGAAAGCCCCGUGCGCUCGGGCCCCCUGAGCCUCUCCAGGGGAGUGGGGAGCGGCAAUAGAGUGGCUGGAACGUCCCUGUUCCCUCCCACCCCACCCCCUGCUUUGCAUCCUCCACUGCAAGGGCACACCUGAGCGGUGGGGCCAGGUAGCAGUGGCCCCGUCUGGGUGAGCAGGGGCUCACCAAGGAGCAGGACUGCGGUGGACACUUCCUCUGGGUCCCCAGCCCCUGCCAGAGUGGGUCCCUGGAGGCAGCUCUAGGGGGGCAGUGAGAAUGGAUGGAGUCCAGUCUGGAGGGGCAAGGCCUGCUGUGCCCUCAGCUUUGGUGGCGGGGGACACAGAUCCCCAGAGAUGUGACCCAGCCCUGCCCUCCCUUAUCGAAUCCCCCACUUCCUUGUCACUGAAACUCCCAGGCCUGGGGGUGUUGGACCUUUGUUUCCCCGAGUCUAUGGGUGUCCCUGGGGCUACCUCCUGGAAUCCCGGUCUUACCUAGAAAGGCCAAGCCGUCUCUGCGUGGGCCCUGCCUGGCCGCCCUCCACAGCUCCCUGAACACCGUUUCUGGCCCACAAUCUGUUUUCUGGAGUCCCUGGGAUGGGUGGGUCUCUGAGGUCAGAGAUGCUGGGUCUGAGAAAGAGAACAGCAGGCGUGCGCCCCACAUUUCCCAACACCCCACCAUCUGGAACAGCGCUCCACCGUCCAGCACGUGACCCAGGGGUGCCUCCAGUUGCAAAGGGGCCCCGGGUCCCUUUGGGACACCUCGGCGAUUGUUACAGGCAGACCCCACGGGGGGCAGGAACCAGCCGGAGUCCUCCGGGGGACUGCAGGUCACGUGUCGAUCUGAAAUGUGGAGGGGGAGCUCCAAAAUGACAGCGACAAGGCGGACAUCUCCACGUCUGGUUUCGUUUUCUGUCUCACGCAGGAAUCGCUAAGAUGCGAAGCAGGCUCCAGGCCAAGUGCCCCACCCACUGGGCUUCGUGCCCCUCUCUGAGGGGCUGCUCCUGGGGGCCAGGGCUGGAGAAGGGACCUGUCUGCCCAUUUUCUUCCCAUGCUGGACAGGGCCCCUGGCUCCAUCGGGGGCCCCGUUGGGGGCCGGUGUUUGCAUAGUCUCUGUUCUUAGGCCCCCAGCUGGGGACCCGUGCACUGGGCUUUCUAAUUACAGUCCUGCCGGGGAAGCAGGCCUGGGGGGCCCUGGGACCUGGACAGCUUUCUGGCAUCCCCCCGGCCGCUCGCCCAUCCCUGCGCCCUGGUUCGGGGCAGGGUCUCCACUCCUGGCCUGACCUUAGCUGCCCGUCACCCCUUAGCUUUGAUGAGCAUCUCCUGGAGGCUGCAGGGGGCUGGGUCGCCCUUUCGGAACACCUGGCACGUCUUUGUACCCUCCCCCCUCCUCCCUUCCUGACACCCGCCCAGCCUUUGCUGCUGCUUUCACGUUGGGGAGCCGCUGCAUUUUCAAGGCAAGGAACCAGGUUUGGUUUGAUCAGAAAGCCAGAGCCUUUCUCCAGGCCGAGAAGACAGCCGGCGCCUGAGCUCGGAGCCUCCCCUGGAAUCAGAUAGAACCCCCUCAGCUGAUGGAAUGACAGUGCAAGGGCCCAGCCACUCCUCCACAGCCGCCAGCCCACAGCCCUCCCCCCAGCAGCUCCCCGAGUUUGCGUGGCCCCCUGGAGCGAUGACAGGUCCCCGGGGAGGGAGGGCACCCCCACCGUGGGAGGAGAGGGUGCUGUUCUCCUGGCUGGGACUGGGGGUGGCUGCUGAGAGGGUAGAGAACAGAUAGUGACUUAUGUCGCAUGUUUAGUGACACAAGCCAGACAGAGGUGGGAAUUUUUUUUUUGAGUGACAGGUGUCACCAUGAGUCCCAGUGUGGAACGGCUUAAUGUGGGGGUCUGCGUACUUGGAAGGACGUCCCCAAACUUGGGAAGACAUGAGGCUCAGGAGGAAGCCCCUCUGCAGGCUGCUGCCGUGUGGAAGAGACCGAGACCAGGAGGACCCGCUGGUCUGGGACAGCGAGCCCAUGUGGACUGGCACGUGUGUGGAAUUGGCUCAAAUAGCGUCAACUCAUCAGCCCGCAGUCUCUCCAUUCGAUAAGGAGCCGUGGCUAGUGCGCUCCCAGCGGUCGGGGCGACCAGAAUUCGUUGAUUGAACCCCCGCCAGCUGAAAACGAGCGCUUGAUUGACACCUAACCCUCUGGGGACAGAGCUGGGCUUGACUCAAUGGCACAGCGAGAAGGGGAAGGUCCAGAAGUCAUGGGGCAUGUUUCAGCAUCGGCCUUCCGUCCAUCAGAAUCCCCCAGGACAUCCCCUGGCCAUGGGGGUUUGGGGGGCCCCAGGGGUGCAGAGAGCUUCACAGUAAAGGAGACGAUAAUCCCAGGAUUGGAGCGGCAGUUCCCUGCGGCCGGAGUGCAGCCCUGGAGUAAGAAAGAGCCGCCUGGGGGUUGGGGGAUGUCCUGUGGGCGUGGAGGCUGUGGGGCUGGAGCGUAAGCUCUAGGUCUGCUUCCGAGCCAGGACUCCCGGCUUGGACAGCAGGAGGCGGAUGGCUCCUUCCUGGUCCUGUCACCCCCAUCCCCCCCGCUGCCCUAACCCUGCCUGCCCUGCGCUGGGGGCUGCGGGUGGGGCCUCCGCUUGGAUGCCCUUGAGGGGAGGGAAGGAAGAGACACGGAGCAAGAAGCCCUCUUCUGUGGCCCAGACCACGUGUCAGCCUCAGUGCCAAGGGCAGUCUCCGAACGCUGGGGCCGCUGCAGCACAGCGUGGAGCAUUUGGUCUCCGGCGACUGCCCAGGCAGGGUGGGUUUGUGAGGGUCUCUCGGCUGUGCCUGGACCCAGCUCCCCCUGGGCCCCUGGGCCCCAGCUGGGGGUGGGGCGGGGCCGUCUGACCCUGGGCCCAGAGUCUGGGCCCCAGCAGCUCCCGGGCCACCGCAGGCUUUAGGGACACUGGUUGUUUCUAUCUGUUAGCGAUGAUGUUGGCAAGGGAAGCCUCCAGCACUGUGUAAACUGCUCGGGUGUUGCACUUAGAUGCAAAUGAACCAGUGGGUGGUUUCAGGCCCUGUUCACUGUUGUUACUAUUCCUCCCUGUCGUGGGUCUAUUCCGAGGGCUUUCCGCAGAGGGGCUGGGUGGGGAGGAGCCCUUUUACAGCGCCCACACUGCACUGACCCUCCCAGAGACCACGACCUCGUGUGGGGUGGGGGGCUCCAGGCUCGGGGAACAGUUCAAAGAGGACGCUGACCGUAUGCUGUGUGCCUCCCCCCGCCCUCCCGGAACCCGGGCCGAGGCUGAGCAGCAGCAGGCCUUCCCCUGCGGCCUCCCGGCCUGCGUUUUGGCCUUCAGCGAGCACUCAGUGUAAGCACUCAGUGUGGGCUCCCGUGUGGGCCAAGCAGGGCCUGGGCACGGCCCCGGCGCAGCCGAUCAAAGAUACCACUUUCCUGGAGAGCAUCCCGGUCCCCAGGUUUCCGGGUGAAACAGCAAGAUGCACAGAGGUAGACGAGGGGACAGCCUGUCCCCGAGGACUGGCUGGACCCUUCCCUGCAAAGAGGAGGGGCCAGGAUGUCAGGGAGGUGGGACCGAGGUGGCCUGAGCACCGGGCGGGCAUCCCUCGGGGUCCUGUGUGUCUGCCGGUUUUCUUCCUGUUGGGUUCUCAGAGCUUCAGAAGGUUCAUGGGGGUCCCAGAGGGGCGGACGCUCAUGCUCAGAAUCCACCUAAGUCCCAUGAGAUAGGCUGGGCCCCUCUGGUGACAGCUGGGGGGGCCCCAACCAGCGUGACCCCGGACGCUCCCCACGACCUGCACGGGAGUUCCAGACUCAGUGCUGUUCGUCCCUUCUGCUGCUUCCUGCCUCCGUUUUACCUUCUGUGGGUGGGGAACAAGGAGGGGCCUGGGCAGCCAUUGUUUUCCCCAGGUCUGUAGGAGCGAGGGGC